AUGAACGCCCUGUGUGGCCAGGUGGGCGGUGAGAUCAAUGUGGAGAUGGACGCUGCCCCAGGCGUGGACCUGAGCCGCAUCCUGAACGAGGUGCAUGACCAGUAUGAGGAGAUGGCAGGCAAGAACCGCAAGGAUGCUGAGGAUUGGUUCUUCAGCAAGACAGAGGAGCUGAACUGCGAGGUGGCUACCAACAGCGAGCUGGUGCAGAGUGGCAAGAGCGAGAUUUUGGAGCUCCGGCGCACCAUGCAGGCCUUGGAGAUCGAGCUGCAGUCCCAGCUCAGCAACAAAGCAUCCCUGGAGGGCAACCUGGCGGAGACAGAGAACCGCUACUGCAUGCAGCUGUCCCAGAUCCAGGGGCUGAUCGGCAGCGUGGAGGAGCAGCUGGCCCAGCUUUGCUGCGAGAUGGAGCAGCAGAACCAGGAAUACAAGAUCCUCCUGGACGUGAAUACGUGGCUGGAGCAAGAGAUCGCCACCUACCGCCACCUGCUGGAGGGCGAGGAUGCCCAGCUGACUCAGUACAAGAAAGAACAUAAGCAUCUUCGUGGCUGAGGCCUUGGGGAUUGGGUGCGUGGGACAGGCAGCCCACCUGCACAUUGCUGGGGCUGGGUCCCCAGGAGCUCCAGGAGUUGAUGGCUGUCCCUCAGCAGGGCGGUGACCACCCAUCAGGUGUGUAGCAUUGUGGAAGAGGUCCAGGAUGGCAAGGUCAUCUCCUCCCGCGAGCAGGUCCACCAGACCACCGACUGAGGACUCAGCUUCCCCGGCCAGCCCCCCAAGAGGCAGGGAGGCAGCUGCCCCAUCUGCCCUGCAGUCUUCAGCCUCUCCAGCCUCAGCCCCCUGCUUCAGUCCCUUCCCCAUGCUUCCCUGCCUGAUGACAAUAAAGAUCGUUGACUCAGCUAU
Messenger RNA from Nomascus leucogenys (northern white-cheeked gibbon), 897 nucleotides. Its product is annotated as keratin, type I cytoskeletal 17-like. Gene Ontology annotation, cellular component: keratin filament. Gene Ontology annotation, molecular function: structural molecule activity. The record is from RefSeq and is a predicted model, not a curated record. NCBI's taxonomy places the organism in Eukaryota, Metazoa, Chordata, Mammalia, Primates, Hylobatidae. Bases 1 to 549 code for a protein of 182 amino acids. The transcript has 5 exons.